AUGAUAGAUGUGGCAAGUGCAGUGCAAUAUCUCCACGAAGAAUAUUCGACGCCUGUGAUUCACUGUGAUUUGAAGCCCAAUAAUGUCUUACUUGAUGUGGAUAUGGUUGCCCAUGUCAGCGACUUUGGUAUUGCAAAAAUGCUGGAAAAGGAGGAAAGCUUUGCAUGGACCAGGACCUUAGCUACAAUUGGAUACAUUGCUCCAGAGUAUGGAUCUGAGGGUUUGAUAUCAGCAAAAUGUGAUGUUUACAGCUAUGGAAUCAUGCUGAUGGAAGUUUUUUCAAGAAGAAAGCCUAAUGAUGAAAUGUUUGUGGGAAAUUUGAACUUGAAGAGUUGGAUAAAUGAUUCUCUGCCUAAUUCGAUUCUUCAAGUUAUUGAUGCUAAGUUGUUGAAGCAUGAGGAUGAAAAUUUCACUGAGAAGUUGGAGGGUUUUACAUCCAUCUUGGAAUUAGCCUUAAAAUGCGUUCUUGAAUCUCCAACUGAUAGACUCAGUAUGAAAGUUGUUCUUGAAACACUGAAGAAGAUCAAACUCAAAUUCUUGCAAAGAGAAGCAGGGAAUGGAGCAGUGUUCAAACAUAACCUCCUCAAUGUCAUGACGCUGCAGUUGUUUUCACUGAUGAUAUCCGCUUCAAUUCUUCGCCAGUUUCUUAGACACAGGAAUCAUAUAGAUCAGUGA
This is a messenger RNA of Coffea arabica (coffee), 675 nucleotides long. Its product is annotated as probable LRR receptor-like serine/threonine-protein kinase At3g47570. Gene Ontology annotation, biological process: protein phosphorylation. The record is from RefSeq and is a predicted model, not a curated record. Gene Ontology annotation, molecular function: protein kinase activity; ATP binding. NCBI's taxonomy places the organism in Eukaryota, Viridiplantae, Streptophyta, Magnoliopsida, Gentianales, Rubiaceae.